AGUGGCAUUCGACGCAGUAAGAACUGUCCUUGUGCGCAGCAAAAGAAAUAGAGCAACGACGAAUUUCUUCUAUAAUUAUACGUGGUGCUUUGAUGGAGCACAUCACCAUCGCGGCCGCGCUAAAUGAGGUGGGGUCUCUUCCUCACAACGAAGCUCCGCAUCCGCACGCCACCCCCGUUGCUGCGGUUGCCGCUUUCAGUGUCAGGCUGCGGGGCGAGGGCAAAGACGAUGGCCCAGUCACGGUGUCGGUAGACACGUCCUCCGCCUCUUCCCACAGCCUACACAAUCUGGAAUGUCAGCGACGUGUCCACGCUGAUAGUGGAGCGACAGCAGCGCGUCCCGUCGUCAUUCCGCCUCCGCCAGGAGUUACGGGUGCUGGUGGUAACGCCGCGAACUUGCCUUCUUCCUCGCUUCCGCGAAAUCGUGGCGACGACAGUGACGGCUCGGAUGUGGCCUCCGCAACGCAGCACCUCACCGCCGCAGACCAAGCAGCAACAACGACAGCGUCAGCUGUGCGGCUCUCCAGCAGUCCGGUCGACGUGCCACCCAGUGCGGUGCCGGCGAGCCGCUACAGUAACAUCUACGAUGGCCGUUUCCAUCUUCCGCCGGGUAUGACAAAGCGCGCUCUUGGUCGGCUGCGGUUGGUGUGGUGCUGCGUACUGACGCAAGAGAGCUGGCACGCCUCCUUCGUCGCAGGGCCGAUUCUCUUCUUUGUCAUCCUCUUCGUGACCCUCGUGGUGCCGCCGAAGGAGUGGUUUAGCUACCUCAUCACCUUCGUCCUCACCGUAGGCUCAUUGACGUGCCUGACGCUGUCCGUCACCCUCGAUCCGGGGGUGAUUCCUCCGGCGCCGCUGUCGGAGCAGCCGAGCGGGCCGGCGACGGUCGUGGUUGACGGGAAGCCGGUGGAGUGUAAGGUGUGCAAGACGUGCCACAUCCUCCGCCCCCCGCGCAGCAGCCAUUGCAAGUUCUGCGACGUCUGCGUGGCCGACUACGACCACCACUGCGGUGUUCUCGGCAGCUGCGUGGCGAAGCGAACCUUCCGCUUCUUUGGCGGCUUUUUCAUCAUCACAACCAUCUUGGCGCUCUACGUUGGCAUCCGAUCGUUCGCGGUGGUCGUCUCCACCGACUUCUCUCAGGGCAACGAGGACAUGCACUUGCUUGGGGUCGCGGCCGGGUCGGUCGCCUGCAUCGUGGGGGCCAUUGUUGGUGGGAUGAUGGUGCUUCCGUGCGCCGGUCGAUACGUCGUGCUGAGCGCCACGAACGAGACAACAAAAGAGACAAUGCGGCGCGAGCAACAGGCGGAGUCGGGCGAACUGCCAGGGUGCGUGCCAGUGGAAGAGGUGCGCGGUGGCGAUUACUGCAAGCACUUCGCUCGGCGCCUUUUUGGUCCACUUGGCCGCAGUCGAAUACCCUUCGACUACUACGUUUAG
Messenger RNA from Leptomonas pyrrhocoris, 1430 nucleotides. RefSeq lists its product as hypothetical. The transcript has a single exon. Lineage: Eukaryota; Euglenozoa; Kinetoplastea; Trypanosomatida; Trypanosomatidae. Gene Ontology annotation, biological process: protein targeting to membrane; peptidyl-L-cysteine S-palmitoylation. Gene Ontology annotation, cellular component: Golgi apparatus; endoplasmic reticulum. The record is from RefSeq and is a predicted model, not a curated record. Gene Ontology annotation, molecular function: protein-cysteine S-palmitoyltransferase activity. Bases 93 to 1430 code for a protein of 445 amino acids.